CGCCGCCGCCGCUACCUUCAUACCGAUCUCGUGUACAACAACCAAGAACAUAUUAUUAUUAUUAUUAUUAUUAUUAUUAUUAUUUAUCAUUAUUAUUAUUACUAUUAUUAUUAUUAUUGUCGCCAGCAGCGGCUAUUGUACCGAACGUACGGGUCGUGUGUGCGUGCAGUGUGUGUGGUGUGUACGGCGAUUGCCAUUCGAAAUUCACAUUGUUGUCGUCGCGACCGUAACGACAUUUUCCAGGCGAUUCAUCGUCGGCCGACACGUCCCCCUCGGUCCGUGCGAAUCGCGCAAAUCGCGUGUGUGUGUGUGUGCCUGGUGCCAUUCGCGUUGUGCAGACGGUAACGCGUUGCGCAUUAACACUUAUCAUCUAAAAUAUCGUUGGGCGCCGCGCGCCCGCCAGUAGUGCCAGACUCGUGCGGUCGUUUCACGUUGGAGGAUCGCCGAUGAUAACCGACCCGAAGACGGUGUACGGCACGCGACAGAUUUCGUGUCCGUAGAGACCGCUGUGCCGCACUAUGCAGUCCCACGGUGUAUGAGCGUUUAUCGAUCGAUCAUGCAACAACGGUCGUCACAACAGCUACUGUCGGAUGAUACUGGAGGAGGCGACGAAAACGCUUGGCACAAGUACGAGUAUGCUCCUUAACGGUUUGGAUGUCAACGUUCCAACGUAUUGAUCAUCGUUUUGUCCAAUCGUUCAAUUUGCAUUCACACCGCCGUGCCCCGUUACCGAACGGCACUGGAGCCUGGGCGCUUAGCGUGUGAUGAUCAAGGAAAAGCAGAGGGCAGAUAAAAAGUGUUUGUCGUCAAACAACGGUGGUGGGGGUCCUGGCGCCAGUGAUGAUAAUCAAAUGAUCAAGACGCCCGACAACAAUACCAGUGAUCUACAUCACGAUCUAGACAGCAUCAUUAUUAAGACUGAAGGAGACAUGACGGCGCUCAUCGACGGUGGCAACGGCGGUGACGUGACCGACGGCAAAGGCGGAGUGGGCGCCGGCAGUAACGCGUCUCCCGGAUCUUCGGGGGCCGAUCAAAAACCUCAGCUCAUGUCCAACGACAUGUGCCUCAGCCAAAUUAAACACGAGGACACGGGAAGUAAUAGUGGUAUCAAAGUGGAAGACAACUCUGGCAAUUCGACGGGGAAUGCGGGAGAAUCCGAUUUUGGUAUUAACAAUGCCGGCAACAAGCAAUCCAACGCUACGUCGGGAAGCAAUAUGGACGCGCAACAACAACAGCAGUACAUGCAACAGCAGAGUCAAAUAUUCGUCUUCUCCACCAGUCUGGCCAACAAGUCAGCCGAAGCCGUAUUGGCCGGCCAAUAUCCCACCAUUAUAGCGUAUCAUUGUGCUCAACCGCGAACGAAAAAGUUCCUCGAGAAACACCCUUUGAAAGUGAACCAGUUCAACCGCCAAAAUCCCGGCCAGUGGAUGAACAACGUGACGGCUUCCCAACAACAAGUCAAACAACAAAACAAAGGCAUGGCUCCGCACGGAGGCCAGGCCAAGUACGGCGCCAACACGCCUUAUUCGAGAAUGAUGAAAAACAACAACAGUCCUUCGGGUGGCGGUCCGAUGGAUAACCCUUCGAUGAUGCAACCCGGAGCCAGAAUGCCCAUGUGGAAUCAUCAGGGAAGUCAUAUGAACGAUUCCGGAUCUCCUCAACAACAACAACAGCAGCAGCAGAUGCAACACCCGUCCAACCAUAACAACAUGAUGGGUGGACCGAUGUGUGGCAGCAACAACGGCAUGAUGGGCAUGUCCAACCACGGGGGCGGCCCUGGACCGAUGGGUCCGGGUAUGAUGAUGAAUCAGCAAGGAAAUCUCUGUUCCAUGGGACCCGGUAGUGGCGGCGGAAUGCCCAUGAACGGAAUGGACAUGGGAAUGAUGGACCAUCACAGUCCGCACCACCCGAAUCAACACAACAUGAUGGACGGCGGCGGCCACAGGCAAAUGAUGGGCGGUGGUCCGCAUCAUCCGCACCACCCUCCUCCGCCUCACCAUCCGUCGGCCGCAAUGCAUCACCGCGGCGGUCCCGGCGGCAUGAGCGGCGGACCUCCGCACAUGCCCUCGCACGGUAUGCCUGACAUGAUGGGCAUGGGCGGCGAUCCCAGCAAGUGUCAGCCGUCGCCAAUGGACGGUCUGUUGGCCUCCUCGGGCGGCGGCCCUCCCGGAUCCGUGGGCUCUCCGGGCGGCCACAACUCGUUGGCCUCCAUGAUGCCUUCUCUGGCCGACUUCGACGACCCGAUAGGAAACGGCGGAGCGGCCGCCGCAGCCGCCGCGGCUCAUCACUCGCUGGCCGGCGUGCAAGUACCCGACGAAAAUCUCACUCCACAACAGAGGCAACACCGCGAGGAACAGCAGGCCACGUUGCGCAAACUCCAGCAAAUGCUGUUCCCCGAAAAUUCCGGCGGCCCGUCUCAACAGCCGCAGCAGCCGCCGGCCGUUUCUUCUUCCGGUGGUCCGUUGGACAACUGUUCCGGUGGCGGGGGCAUGGACGACCUGAUGCCCUCCAUCGACGACGACCUGGACGUGGACGCCGUGGUGACGGCCGCGGCGGCCAACAGUUCUGCGGACAUGCUGUUGCCGCCCAAGACGCCCACGUCGUGUACGCCCGACUGGCAAAAGUCCAUGUUCGGCGACGACGACAAAAAGAAAGACGGCGGCCGUUGCGGACCACCACCGUCUUACCACCAGACGGUCGCCCGUUCCGCCAGCGUGCCCAACGUGUCCGUGCCCAGUUGCAGUCCUAACUCGCCGUUGACCGGCGCCGGGACUGGCGUCACCAGUAACCUGUCGUUGCCGUCACCGCGCACGUGUUCCUCCAUGAAUUCACCGGCUGGCGGUCGACCGUCUUCCAACAUGAGUCCGACGGCCGUACGGUCGCCCAGCGGAAACGGGUCCAGGCUGCAGUCCAGCAAUCCCGGCACGCCUGUCCACAUGUCGCCCAGCAGCGGCGGCAACUCGUCCAAACCUAAGGGACCGAUGUCCAACGAGUUCUCGCCGUCGUCCAACACCAACACUCCCGGCCAACCCACCGGCGGCGGCCAACCGUCUCCUGGUUUGGUUGACGAUAUUUUUGAUGUUUCAGACUCUCUGUUUGGCCCGAACAAAUCGCAAAAACGCGGCGACGAACCCAACCUGAUGCCCGUGCCAUCGCCGCAACGCAUCCAAUACCUUAACACAUUCGACGGCCAAGAGCUGACCAUCCAAAAGCAGCCCAACACCGGUCUAAAAGAGUCUUCGUCCACGACCACCACCACGUCCACUAUGUCUCCUUCAAUAUCCUUACAAAACAACAUGGACAUGAUAAUGACCGAUUCGAACAUGAAGUCUUCGCAAGCGGUCACGCCGUCCAAUCACCAUUCACCGUCGUCCAUGGACUUGCCCGGCGGCGGCGGAAGUCGGUUUCCGGGUACUCCCAGUGAUUUUGCGUCGCCCAGUCCGUCGGCCAUGGACAAUAGCGGUCCGAACAACAAACCUGGCGGCGGCAGCAUGCAACAACAGAUGAGAAACGGCGGCGGCGGUUACGGUUGUCCGCCGAGCCCGCAACAGCAUAUGAUGAUGAACGACUCGAGGUAUCCGGGCGGCGGUUAUGGAGGCAACGGCGGCCCGCCUCAACCGCACAAGCCCGGCAUGAUGGGCAACGACCCAAAGGACUCUCCCCUGGGAUUCCCGCCCCGGCUCGGUCCCGGCGACAUGCCGCUCAACCCGUCUUCGGCCGUCCCGGGCCCACCGUCGGCGCCGGGCCUCCAGAACUCGCAACAACCCGGCAUGAAGCAUUUCGAUCCCAUAUCGUCGUUGGCCCAGAUGAACCAACAGUUAGCCAACAACGUGGCCGGCGGCGGCGCGUCGUCUCCGAUAAUCAACCACGGCGGCGGUGGCGGAAUGCCACCCAUGCACCAUCCUGGCGGUCCGGGACACCACCAUCCGGGCGGCAUGAUGUCACCGUUCGGCAACGCCGGCGGUCCGCCUAUGCACAUGAUGGGUAGCGGCGGCGGCGGUGGCAUGGGCGACCCGAUGUGCGGGCCCAUGGGAAUGGGCAGCGGCGGAGGAAUGCAAGACGGCGGUGGCAUGGGCGGUCCACCGGGCGGCGGCCGAAUGAUGUACGGUCCAGGUAUGGGACAAGGCCCGCCGCCCCCGGGUUCCGGCCCCGGCGGUAUGCCCAUGGGCGGCGGCGGUGGCGGAGGAGGUAUGCCCAUGAUGGGCAUGCCCCCGAUGGGCAGCCGAAACGGCGGCAUGAUGAUGAACUCUUGCGGCGGCCCACUGUCGCCUAAAUCCACGUCGAUGAUGCAACAACAACAGUACCAACAACAGCAACAACAGAGGCUGAUGCCCAGGAUACCUCCGGGCGGCGGUGGCCCUGGCGUCCAGUACAACGGUGGCGCGAACAUCCAAGUGAAACCGAGCGCGCCCAACACCAUACAGUAUUUGCCCAACAACUCGAGAGGAGGCGGCGGCCCUAGAGGCGCGCCUCCGCCUCCCCAGUCGCAACAACAGCAACAGCCCGGCAUGGACUUUUUGCAAAGGUUUUCGGGCGGUCCCGGCGGCGGCCCGGGAGGCGGCAAUCCGUUGUCCAAUCUGGACGGCAAAGUGCCCACGCACAACCUACAGUAUUUCCCCAACGCCGGCGGCUACAACGGAGGCGGUCCCCCCGGCGGCCUAAACGACAUGAUGUGCGGCCCGCCGGGCGGCGGCAUGGGUGGAAUGCCGCCCGGGCCACCCAACAACGGCCGACCAGGCAUGAUGCGCGGCGGCCCGGCCGGCAUGAUCCGGCUAGGCGGCGGCGGGCCCGGCGGAAUGGGAGGCGGCAUGGCCAACAACUACAAUCCCGGCGGCGGCGGACCGGACGGCAUGUUCGGUGGCGGGCCGCCUCAUCAUCACUCACAACAGCAGCAGCAGCAGCAGAUGAUGAUGAUGGGCGGCGGUGGAGGUGGACCGCCGCCUCAACAGCACAAAGGAGGCGGCUCGAUGAUGGCCGGGCCCGGACCGCCGCCGGACGCUACGCAGCCGUUGCCGCCGUCGAUGGGUGGCGGGGGCCCCGGGCCGGGGCCCGGACCUGGCGGGUUCCGUGGCGGUCCGGGCGGCGGCAACUCGUUCAUAGGGCCCACCACGGCCGACCCCAAUUACGCGCAGCAGUUUCACAAUUUCCAACAACAGUUGUACGCGACCAACACGCGCGGCGGCGGCGGGCCUGGAGGCGGCGGCGGCGGCCCACAACAACAACAGUUUUUCGUGUCCAAGUGAUAAGGACAUAAUAUUUCGCUUUCCAUAAUACGAGCAAUAAGAAAAAGAUGUGUCUUAUUAUAUUUUGUUACACUACUUGUAAAUAAUAUCUUUUGUAGCCGACUCUAACCGAGGUUUUCGCCUUAAUACAUUUUUAUGCUUUUUUUUGCCUUCCAAUAUUAUUAUUAAUAUCGUGUUGUUUUUAUAUUUAUUUAAUUUUUUUUUUAUUUUAACAACAGCAGACUGACGACAAUUUGAAUAAUGAUGAUUGAUUAUUGUGUUUUUUUUUGUAUUUAUUAGCAUUUAUAACAAAAACAUUUUACGGGGCAUAAAAUACUUACGGCCGCGGAUACGUACUAAAUAGAAUAUAUAAUUUUUUUUGUGUUUGUGUGUGUAAACGAUUAAACAUUUUUUUUUUAUUAUUAUUUAUAAUAAUAUUAUAUUUUAGAACUUGUAAUGUAUAUUGUAAAUAAUAUUAUAUUAGUUUUUAUUUGACCGUAAUAAUUUUUAACAACCAUCAUCAAUAUUUUGAGUACACCUAUUCAGUGAAAUUUGUAUUAUUGAUGCUAUGUAAAUAAACAAAAAAAACCUUGCGAGUAAAUUAAUACGUAAGUUUUGACUAUUCGAUUGACACUCGACGACGAUCGGAACGAUACGCAAUUUUUGUACUCUAAACAUAUUUUGGACGACUAACGAGCUAUAUUUUGAUAUAAUUAUUAUUAUUAAUAUUUUUUUUCCUUGUUUUACGAUCACUGUAUUAUCAAUAUAAUAAUUGUAUUACAAUAAAUAACAUGGCAGCAAUAAUGUGUAUUAGGUGAAGACUUUUUUUCAAUUUUAUUUAAAUUUUGUUUUGUACCGUGUAAAAAAUGUACGUGGCGCUUUAUUUUGGCUGAUAGCAAUUAUUUUGUAAUAUUAUUAUUAUUAUUAAUAUAACAAGUACAGUUUGUUUAUUUUUAGGCAAAGUCGUACACUCUGUAUUUCAUUUUUUUUUUUUCUAGCAAUUUUGUACGCUUCAACAACUGUUAUUAAAACAAAAUUUAGAAUGUUAAGAGAAUAAUAACAAUGAUUUAAACCUCGAUAGUGUAUUUUACAGUGAUUUAUUAAUAUUUUGUAAAAAUUUGACACUUAUUAAACGACGACGCACGAAUAAUAAAUAAUUAGCCGUACCUUAAUUGUCUAUCUAUAUUAAUUUUUAAAUAUAAUGAAAAUAUUUUUGUAAGACAACGCAAUUUCUAUCGAAACUACAAUCAUUUAAAACGGUUGUUUGAUAAAAAAAAAAAGGAAAUGAUUUUCAGACAAACGAUAAUGUGUAUUGUUGCGUUUGAGUCUUUUCUUAAGCAAAGUUAUAUUUUUUGAUAAAAAAAAUAGACACCUACUAUUUUUGUCUUGUCGCCAAUUUCUUAGACGGAUACCAAAUAAUUGUAAUUAAUUAACUAUUGAACUUUUUUACAAUUCUUUAGUUUUUAUGUAUAUUUAUGUAAGUAUGUAUGUGUAUAAAUAGAAUAUAAGACAAAUAUUGAACUAUUCAUUUAGUCGCUUCAAAGUAGGAUAAAUAUAAAAUGUGUAAAAAUAAACAAUCAUCCAUACGCAAGCUAUUAUUAUUUUU
This is a messenger RNA of Adelges cooleyi (spruce gall adelgid), 6828 nucleotides long. RefSeq names its product protein BCL9 homolog. The record is from RefSeq and is a predicted model, not a curated record. The transcript is spliced from 11 exons. Bases 765 to 5243 code for a protein of 1492 amino acids. NCBI's taxonomy places the organism in Eukaryota, Metazoa, Arthropoda, Insecta, Hemiptera, Adelgidae.